CCGAAACCAAGAAAUCAACGCCGUGGCGGCUGAGCGGCUGGGCCUGACUCGUUGAGCGGCAUCUAGGUUUUUUUCUGUCUUUAGAAACCAAUUGUUCCAGAAGCCGUAUCAUUUGUCAAUAAGAAAUCUUUAUUAAGCAGUGGUCUGGAAAAGCAUCUGCAUCAGGGUUUAUGAGGUGGAGAAGAUCAGUUAGGAUUUGAUGGUUGGGAAGGAACCGUUGAAAUUUCUCAAAGCUUAGCAUUUACAUUGUCAUUUUAUAUUUUCGAUAAUAAAAAAUCCCCGAGUUCAUUACUAAGGCCUCCAAACUUUAUGAUCUUCGGGAAGCACGAAACUCAUGACAUUUGACAUCGUGGGAGUAAAAUCGAACGACUCAGCUAGUCCCUUAUGGAAAAUGUCUCAGGUGAGAGUGUUAGUCAUGUACAAUGGGGAAUGGUUUAGUUCUUCCAGUGGUCAUUUUGUCUACAAUGGUGGUAAAAUGAAAGGGAUUAUUAUUUCUGACAAAAUUACUUACCGGGAGCUUGUCGAUAGAUUGUACCAGCUAUUCAAGGUAGAUCCAAAUGAAUAUGGAAUCAUAAUGAAGGCCUUAUAUAAAGCAAAUAUUCCUACCAUACCCGUGGAGAUAGUUGACGAUGAUGACGUGAGAUUCUUUAUACAUGAAAAUGUUGCACAACCCACAGACGCAAGAAGUCCAUUGUGCAUUACUCUCAAGUGUAGAGAAUCACAUUUUCAAGAAAGAGAAGGAUAUUAUCCUGUCUUGGAUAAUGAAAACCCAUUUGCUUCUCGAAGUGAAAGCAACCAACUUUCAGUGGUUGUGCCUGCAACACAAGAAGGAACUCAAGUUGAGAAACCAGAUCCAAUAGCAUUCAACGACGAUGCAAUGCACAUCAGUUUUGGAACUCAAGCAGACUUAGGCUGUGGAGAUGGAUUAUUAGCUGACGAUUUAGAGGUUGUUGCACAAAAUGCUCAAGGUGAAGAUGUGCCUCAUGUAGAAUAUGGGGAUAAGUUACAUGUUCGACGCUCUGAUAAUUCAGUUGCAGUAGUUGACCCUCUCAACUCUUACGAAGAUAUAGUAUGUGGGAAAAUGUUUGCAAAUAAAAAGGAAUUGCGAAAGAAGCUAAAACUUGGAGCAGUGAAGAACAAUUUUGAGUUCAAAGUGAAGAAAUCUACAAAAGAUAGAUUUGAAGUUGUAUGUGCAGAUGAGAAUUGUAAGUGGCGACUUCGUGCAACUAAACUAAAAGAUGAAGAAUAUUUUGAGAUAAGAAGAUUUUCUAAUGUCCACAUAUGUACAAAGCCACCAACCAAAAAGCGCCGGAAGCAAAAGGUUAUACCAGCUGGAGAACGGCCUAUUCGAAAGUGCGGGAAAUGUGCUGCAAUUGGUCAUAACCGGCAAACUUGCAAGAAUUUUACGCUCACUGAAUCAUAGCUUUAAAAAAUGAGCUAGGAUUUGCUAGUCUUAUACUUUUUUAUUUAUCACUGUGUAAUCAUUUCUUUUUCUCAUU
This is a messenger RNA of Pistacia vera, 1499 nucleotides long. RefSeq lists its product as uncharacterized. The record is from RefSeq and is a predicted model, not a curated record. The coding region runs from base 335 to 1423 and encodes 362 amino acids. The transcript has 4 exons. NCBI's taxonomy places the organism in Eukaryota, Viridiplantae, Streptophyta, Magnoliopsida, Sapindales, Anacardiaceae.